Callorhinchus milii (elephant shark) is the source of this 1116-nucleotide messenger RNA. It is a transcript of the gene ppcs, whose product is annotated as phosphopantothenoylcysteine synthetase. The coding region runs from base 29 to 1018 and encodes 329 amino acids. The transcript has 3 exons. Gene Ontology annotation, biological process: coenzyme A biosynthetic process. Gene Ontology annotation, molecular function: phosphopantothenate--cysteine ligase activity. NCBI's taxonomy places the organism in Eukaryota, Metazoa, Chordata, Chondrichthyes, Chimaeriformes, Callorhinchidae. Gene Ontology annotation, cellular component: nucleus; cytoplasm. The record is from RefSeq and is a predicted model, not a curated record.
CGGGGGCGGAGCGGGUGGACCGGUUGCCAUGGCGGCGGACUGCGAGUCCGAGACCAGCGGCUUCAUGUCGGACUGUGAGCCGCCGCCGAACGCGGCCCACUCGGCGCGGGCAAUGGCGCAGUUCGCGGCGGGUCAGGCGGCGCAGGGCCGGCGGGUGGUGCUGGUGACGUCGGGAGGGACGAAGGUGCCGCUGGAGUCGCGGACCGUGCGCUUCCUGGACAACUUCAGCAGCGGGUGGCGCGGCGCCGCCUCCGCCGAAUAUUUCCUUGGCCUGGAGUACGCCGUCCUCUUCCUGCACCGCCACCGCUCGCUCUUCCCCUUCUCCCGCCGUUACUCCGCCAUCAACCUGCUGGACGCGCUGAGGGCCGAGCCCGAGCCCCGGGCCGGGGCCGGGGCCGGGGCCGGGGCCGAGCCCCGCUGGCGGGUGGAAGCGGACCAGGCCGUGCUGCCGGCCAUCGUGCCUGUGCUGCAGCGCUACCAGGCGGUGCGGGAGGCCGGGCUGCUGCUGGCCGUGGAGUUCAGCACUCUGUCCGACUACCUGUAUUUGCUGAGGGCGGCGGCCCAGGCGCUCAGCCCCAUCGGACCAAAAGCCAUGUUCUACCUCGCAGCUGCUGUGUCGGACUUCUUCAUUCCUGCCUCUGAGAUGCCAGAACACAAAAUCCAGUCAGGUGCUAGUCCUUUGCAGAUAACCAUGCGGAUGGUGCCAAAGAUGCUUUGUCCUCUGGUGAAGGACUGGGCCCCUCAGGCAUUUGUCACAUCUUUCAAACUGGAGACGGAUGCAUCACAGCUGGUGUGCCGGGCACGCAAGUCUCUGGAGACAUACCGACACCAGGUAGUGGUCGCCAACACUCUGGACACCCGGCGAGUGCAGGUCAUCAUUGUCACCAUGGACUGCCAGACUGAAUUAAAGCUGACUGAAAGCGAGGUCAAGGAGAACUCAGAAAUCGAGAAGAAGAUUGUGGAGCACCUGUGUAAAUGUCACACCAAUUUUAUAGAAAAAGGCAACAAUCUGGUGUAGAUGAGAAUAUAAUGUUUUGUGACAUAAAGGCCAGUAGAAUCAUGGUGAUUAACACUUGCAAAUGCGAAGACACUGAAAGGGAAACCAAUUAAUCAAAC